Arabidopsis arenosa is the source of this 3563-nucleotide messenger RNA. The record is from the annotation of a GenBank genome assembly. NCBI's taxonomy places the organism in Eukaryota, Viridiplantae, Streptophyta, Magnoliopsida, Brassicales, Brassicaceae.
AUGACCCUUUAAAUUCUCGGAAAUAUCAGAAAUAGUCAUAUAUCGAAGCCGAGAAAGAGUAAGAAUGAGCGAUUGUAUUUCUCCCUAGAGUCACUUUGCCUCUUCUUUGAUUUUUCUCUGCAUCGUCGGUCUCUCUUUUGCGUUUCUCGAUCCCACCGUCAAAUCCUUCUCCGGCCAAUGACUAUGAUGACUCCGCCUCCCGUUGAUCAGCCAGAAGAUGAGGAGAUGCUUGUGCCGAAUUCAGAUUUGGUCGACGGUCCUGCUCAGCCCAUGGAAGUUACCCAACCCGAGACUGCUGCGAGUACUGUGGAGAACCAGCCAGCUGAGGAUCCUCCUUCUCUGAAAUUCACGUGGACUAUCCCUAAUUUCUCUAGGCAAAAUACCAGGAAGCAUUACUCCGAUGUAUUUGUCGUUGGAGGUUACAAAUGGCGCAUAUUAAUUUUCCCGAAAGGGAACAAUGUUGAUCAUUUGUCCAUGUACUUGGAUGUUUCUGAUGCUGCGAGUUUGCCGUACGGUUGGAGCAGAUAUGCUCAGUUCAGUCUGGCUGUAGUCAAUCAAAUCCACUCCAGAUAUACCAUUAGAAAGGAGACGCAACAUCAAUUCAAUGCUAGAGAAAGCGAUUGGGGAUUUACAUCAUUCAUGCCUCUUAGCGAACUUUAUGAUCCUAGUAGAGGAUAUUUAGUGAAUGAUACUGUUUUGGUUGAAGCUGAAGUCGCUACACUAUACCACAUACCUUACUUCAGAAAGGCUGUAUACCACAUGCCGACAACUGAGAACGAUUUACCCACAGCAAGUAUACCUUUGGCUCUCCAAAGUUUGUUUUACAAGCUCCAAUAUAAUGACACUAGUGUUGCAACAAAGGAGCUGACAAAGUCUUUUGGUUGGGAUACAUAUGAUUCCUUUAUGCAACAUGAUGUGCAAGAACUCAAUCGGGUUCUCUGCGAAAAGCUUGAGGACAAAAUGAAGGGAACUGUUGUGGAGGGAACAAUACAACAACUAUUUGAGGGCCACCAUAUGAAUUAUAUUGAGUGCAUAAAUGUAGAUUUCAAAUCGACACGGAAAGAAUCAUUUUACGAUCUUCAGCUGGAUGUGAAAGGCUGCAAGGAUGUUUAUGCUUCUUUUGACAAGUAUGUUGAAGUUGAACGUCUUGAAGGAGAUAACAAAUAUCAUGCAGAAGGACAUGGUUUACAGGAUGCAAAAAAAGGUGUUCUUUUCAUUGACUUUCCACCGGUUCUUCAACUCCAGCUCAAGAGGUUUGAAUAUGACUUUAUGAGGGACACCAUGGUAAAGAUAAACGAUCGGUAUGAGUUUCCUCUUGAACUGGAUCUUGAUAGAGAAAAUGGAAAGUAUCUGUCUCCUGAUGCUGACAGGAGUGUCCGCAACCUUUAUACUCUUCACAGUGUCUUAGUUCAUAGUGGAGGAGUACAUGGUGGGCACUAUUACGCUUUUAUAAGGCCUACGCUCUCAGAUCAGUGGUAUAAAUUUGAUGAUGAACGCGUAACAAAGGAAGAUUUGAAAAGGGCAUUGGAGGAGCAAUAUGGUGGUGAAGAAGAGCUACCACAGACUAAUCCUGGUUUCAAUAACCCUCCUUUCAAAUUCACAAAGUACUCGAAUGCUUACAUGCUUGUAUAUAUCCGGGAAAGUGACAAGGAUAAAAUAAUCUGCAACGUUGAUGAGAAAGACAUAGCAGAACAUUUAAGGGUGAGGCUAAAGAAAGAGCAAGAAGAAAAGGAAGAUAAAAGAAGAUACAAGGCACAAGCUCACCUAUAUACAAUAAUUAAGGUUGCAAGAGAUGAAGAUCUUAAGGAACAAAUCGGGAAGGAUAUAUAUUUUGAUCUUGUGGACCAUGACAAAGUUCGCAGUUUCCGUAUCCAGAAACAGACACCAUUUCAACAGUUUAAGGAGGAGGUAGCCAAAGAAUUUGGUGUACCUGUUCAGUUACAGAGGUUCUGGAUUUGGGCUAAGCGACAAAACCAUACCUAUCGUCCCAAUCGCCCCCUUACGCCUCAAGAGGAAUUACAACAGGUUGGACAAAUAAGAGAAGCAUCUAACAAGGCAAACACUGCAGAACUAAAGCUUUUCCUGGAAGUAGAGCACCUGGAUUUACGUCCUAUUCCUCCUCCUGAAAAAUCAAAAGAAGAUAUUCUGCUUUUCUUUAAGCUUUAUGACCCCGAGAAGGCAGUAUUAAGCUAUGCAGGCAGGCUGAUGGUGAAAAGUUCCAGUAAGCCUAUGGAUAUAACUGGAAAACUGAAUGAAAUGGUUGGCUUUGCUCCUGAUGAAGAAAUAGAACUUUUUGAGGAAAUCAAGUUUGAACCUUGUGUUAUGUGCGAACACUUGGAUAAGAAAACUUCAUUCAGAUUGUGUCAAAUUGAAGAUGGAGAUAUCAUUUGCUUUCAGAAACCUCUAGUUAACAAGGAGAUUGAGUGCCGCUACCCAGCUGUGCCUUCGUUUCUUGAAUAUGUCCAGAAUAGACAGCUGGUCCGGUUUCGUGCUCUGGAAAAACCUAAAGAAGAUGAGUUUGUUCUGGAGUUGUCGAAGUUGCACACUUAUGACGAUGUUGUGGAAAAAGUGGCUGAGAAGCUUGGUCUUGACGAUCCAUCCAAACUUAGGCUUACAUCUCACAAUUGCUAUUCCCAGCAACCCAAGCCUCAACCUAUCAAAUACCGUGGAGUAGAUCAUUUGUCAGAUAUGUUAGUUCACUACAAUCAGACGUCUGACAUUUUGUAUUAUGAAGUUCUGGACAUUCCUCUUCCAGAAUUGCAAGGUCUUAAAACCUUAAAAGUUGCUUUCCAUCAUGCCACGAAGGAAGAAGUGGUAAUCCACAAUAUCAGACUACCUAAACAAAGCACGGUCGGAGAUGUUAUUAAUGAACUUAAAACAAAGGUGGAGCUUUCGCAUCCAGAUGCAGAACUGAGAUUGCUCGAGGUGUUUUACCACAAGAUCUACAAGAUUUUCCCAUCAACUGAAAGAAUUGAGAAUAUAAAUGACCAGUACUGGACUUUACGAGCUGAGGAGAUUCCGGAAGAAGAGAAGAAUAUCGGUCCAAAUGAUCGCUUAAUUCUUGUGUACCAUUUUGCUAAGGAGACUGGACAAAAUCAGCAAGUGCAAAACUUUGGCGAGCCCUUCUUCUUGGUAAUCCAUGAAGGUGAAACUCUUGAAGAAAUAAAGAACCGUAUCCAAAAGAAGCUUCAUGUAUCCGAUGAGGACUUUGCCAAGUGGAAGUUUGCGUUUAUGUCAAUGGGGCGUCCAGAGUACUUACAGGACACAGAUGUUGUUUAUAAUCGCUUUCAGAGAAGAGAUGUCUAUGGUGCUUUUGAGCAGUACCUCGGGUUGGAGCAUGCUGACACUACUCCUAAGAGGGCUUAUGCUGCAAACCAGAACCGCCACGCUUACGAGAAGCCGGUGAAAAUAUACAAUUAGCCCAACAGAAAAGAACACAAUGCACUAACGAUUGUUUCAGGGAAUGGAAUUGUAACGUUUUGAGGACUUAUCAUAAGACAUACUCAUGCUACUUUUUCUGGUUAGAAUUUGUUCAGAAAGACAAAUCAAUAGAAACACUGUUC